CAAAUACACACACACAGGGCCCAAACACCCGCAGGCAUAUCUUCUCCAACAUGCAGAUAACAGAAAGAGCAAGAAGCUCUGAAUGAGCGAAACACAGAGACACACACAAAUGCAGAGAAGAGUGUGAUAUACAAAACAAAACAAAGAAAACACAACCCCAAAAUGGCGUCUUUAUCGGUCACUCUCAAUCUCUUAAGGCCUUGUUCCAUUGCUCCUAAGCCAUCUCCGUCUUUGAGAUUCUGUGAUGUCCGAAACUCUGCUUCUUCCUAUUGUUCUACUUCUCGAAGACUCGCUCUCUUUCACCUUGGCUCUGCUCUUCCUCAGUCACAAAUAUUAGGUGCAAAAGCAUCUCAAUUGCUGAGAGGAGAGGGGAAACCUAUAGAUGCUGCCCCAAUUGCUGAUUUGGCACAAGCAGGUGCUGCAAUUGCUCAGGAAGAUGCAUUGGAAUGGGUAAAAAAUGAUAAACGAAGAAUGCUUCAUGUCGUCUAUCGUGUUGGGGACUUGGACAAGACUAUAAAAUUCUACACUGAGUGUUUGGGGAUGAAGCUGUUGAGAAAACGUGACAUACCCGAGGAGCAAUAUUCGAAUGCUUUUCUUGGAUAUGGGCCAGAAGAUUCCAACUUUACUGUUGAACUUACAUAUAAUUAUGGAGUGGACAAGUAUGACAUUGGGACUGGUUUUGGCCACUUUGGUAUUGCAGUUGAAGAUGUUGCCAAAACAGUGGAACUUAUAAAGGCAAAGGGAGGGAAAGUUACCAGGGAACCUGGUCCUGCCAAUGGUGGCAGUACAAUAAUUGCUCUUAUUGAGGAUCCUGAUGGUUAUCCGUUUGAGCUUUUAGAGAAAUGGCCUACACCAGAGCCCUUUUCACAAGUGAUGCUUCGUGUAGGUGAUCUUGACCGUGCUAUUAACUUUUAUACGAAGGCUUUUGGAAUGGAACUUCUCCGCACAAGAGAUAAUCCCGAAUACAAGUAUACAGUAGCCAUGUUGGGAUAUGGUACUGAAGAUAAUAGUCCAGUGCUUGAACUGACAUAUAACUAUGGGAUCACUGAUUAUGAUAAAGGAAAUGGUUAUGCUCAGAUUGCAAUAGGCACAGACGAUGUUUAUAAAAGUGCAGAGGCAGUUAGACUCUCUGGAGGGAAGAUUAUUCUUGAACCUGGUCCCUUGCCAGGUAUCAACACCAAGAUAACUGCUUGCUUAGACCCCGAUGGCUGGAAAUCGGUUUUUGUUGAUAAUAUUGAUUUUCUGAAGGAAUUAGAAUGAGUAACAGCAUCAUUACCACGCCUCUAAAUGAGACAGUUGAAGAUUUUUGACAAUUUUGACUGUAGAUUAUUCCAAUCUGCCAAUUAUAGAAAUCUUGAAGCAGCUCAUGAGAGAACAUACACCAUCCCAAUUUGCAGAUCCAUCACUUUGUACAAGCUUAACAGUUUUGAGUGCUACCCUUGCUACCCAUAUGUAUAUCUCUAGGAUUUUGAGAUGGUGGGUGCACAUUGAUUGCUAUGAAAAAGUUAAAACAAUUUAGUUUUA
Rosa chinensis is the source of this 1524-nucleotide messenger RNA. RefSeq names its product probable lactoylglutathione lyase, chloroplastic. Bases 163 to 1260 code for a protein of 365 amino acids. Lineage: Eukaryota; Viridiplantae; Streptophyta; Magnoliopsida; Rosales; Rosaceae. The transcript has 9 exons. The record is from RefSeq and is a predicted model, not a curated record. Gene Ontology annotation, cellular component: cytoplasm. Gene Ontology annotation, molecular function: lactoylglutathione lyase activity; metal ion binding.